This is a messenger RNA of Solea senegalensis (Senegalese sole), 2955 nucleotides long. RefSeq names its product chromobox protein homolog 2-like. NCBI's taxonomy places the organism in Eukaryota, Metazoa, Chordata, Actinopteri, Pleuronectiformes, Soleidae. Gene Ontology annotation, cellular component: heterochromatin; PRC1 complex. Gene Ontology annotation, biological process: negative regulation of transcription by RNA polymerase II. The coding region runs from base 63 to 1685 and encodes 540 amino acids. The transcript has 5 exons. The record is from RefSeq and is a predicted model, not a curated record.
GUGUGUGUGAGAGGGUCUCCGCCGCCGCCGCCGCUGCUGCUGUAGUAGCUUUAGCUGUAGUAAUGGAGGGGGUCACUGUCGGACAGGUAUUUGAUGCGGAAUGCAUCCUCAGCAAACGGCCGAGGAAGGGGAAGUUUGAAUAUCUGGUGAAGUGGAGGGGGUGGUCGUCCAAACACAACAGUUGGGAGCCAGAGGAGAACAUUCUGGACCCACGGUUACUCGCUGCCUUUCAUAAAAGAGAACAAGAGCGGGAGCUUCUGUUUCAGACCAAAGGGAAACGGCCGCGAGGACGACCACGUAAAAUCCAGCUCCCAGCUCCGCCCACUGUGAAAGACAGCCACUCUCCAUCGUCCUCGUCCUCGGUCCUCUCGUCAACAGCGUCCUCCUCCUCAGAAGAUGAAGAUCACAUGAAGAAGGCAAAGCCCGCCCCUCGCGUCCACGCCGUCCCACAGAAGAGGCCCCAGAUCAUGCUCACCAAACCUGACCCCGCCCACAAAAAGAAGCGGGGGAGGAAGCCGCUCCCCCCCGACCUGAGAGCACUGAGACAGGCAAAGAGCAGACUGGUUCCCGUUCCUCCUCCUCCUCUUUCCGUUCCUCCUCCUCCUCCUACCCCUCCCCCUACUCCUCGCCAUCACCAGGCAGUCAGACCGCCCAGAGACGAUCCGCGGUCUGGCGUGAAGAAACCGCUGCAGCCCGCGAGCUUCACCUACACCGGACUGAGCAGGGCGGCCAGAGACGAGGCAGGCUCCGCCUCCCACGCUGCCACCAGCUCCUUCGCUCAGACAGUCGCCUCAAAACCCGGAACGCUCGGCUGCGUCUGGACCAACCGCUCACUGUCCUCACCUUCCUCUGGCUCCUCCCACAGCAAAGCCACACCUUCAGCACACAGUAAGAACUCGGAGCUGAAGUCCAGCAGCAGAAGCGACGGCUUUAAGGCAUCUCUGCUGAAACAGAGCGGCGGUUUAGGUUCCGCGGGUUUGCGCGGCGGCUUCGGAGGAGGUGGUGCAGUGGCCAGUCAGCGUUCCGGGCCGGACCAAAGGAGACAGGAAGUCAUGGGUCAGAGCGGGUCGGUUCAUCACAAGCAGACCCUGUCCUCGUCCACGCCUCGAGACCGGGCCAAUCAGGCGCUGAGCCUCCGUGCCCUCAACCUGCAGAGCGUCAGCAGGCCGCUGCCCACCGGAUUCCAGGGCGGCAACACAGGGGGCGUUGGCGCCACAGCGUCCAGGUCCAGCCUAAGGAGCGGCGGCAGCGGCAUCAUGGUCAAAGGAGGAGCCGGAAACCAGAAAGAGUCUUGGGCUUCAGCCGGAGGGCAGCGCUCCGGUCUGGCUGCAGGUGGCGCCACAGAGCAGGGCAGGGGGAAGGAGGUGAUGUCAGGAGGCGGGGCCAACCGAGGAAACGGCAGCACGAGGCAGGACGAGAGGAACCGCGGCCUGAACGAGCUCAGCACCGGAGACUCCGACGAGACCAGCAGCAGCGAAUCGGAGCACAGCACCUCCCUGUAUCCUAGCAACAGCCGGCCCAGCUUCGGCAAUGACGCCACAGAGUUGGACACGGAAACGGACUGGCGGCCGACGCGGAACCUCUUGGAACACGUGUUCGUCACCGACGUCACGGCAAACUUCAUCACUGUGACGGUGAAGGAGUCGCCGACCAGCGUGGGAUUCUUUAAUCCGCGAAACCACUGAGGGGGUGGGGCGCAAAUCUGGACACGCCCCCAAUGCUCCUCCCACCAAACCUGUCACGGUUGCUCCGCACAUGAACAGAGCGCCACCGCAGCAGAAACCGUCCAAUCACAUUUGCACAAAUCAAAUAAAGUGUUGGUUUCCAUAGCAAGACAAACAAAAACGAUGAGACGUUUAAGUUCAAAAGCAGAUUCUGGGUCGGUUCAUGUUUCGCCCAUUGAUCGCUAAUCAAUACCGUCAUUAACGUCUUAUUUUCCAUAAAUAACGAAAUUGAUUUUGAAACUUUAAACAUACACAAAGAUUUCCCCGCCCCUCCACUUCCUGUUCGUUGCCACAGGUGCGCUAACAUUUCCAUGUCAAUAAAAAACACGACCACUUGACCAUUAGGGUCGUAAAUGGCGUCCAAAGUGGGAGGAGUUUAUACACAAAUCAAAUGUAUUUUUUGGGAAAUCCAAGCUUAAUUCGCAACAUUAAAAAAAUUCUACGUUACACAAAAAUAUGUGAUUAUCGUAAGUUAGUUUCUUUUAAAACAUCAUCACGUCUGAGGUCAUGUGAUUGACAGGUCACAUGAUUGACGAUGGCGACCUGGAGCCGCGGGUCGUGUUGUGUUCAGGUUCCUGGUGAAAGUGAGACGGUGUAAACUCUCUGAUGGAUGUAUGACUCCGCCCCCUCAGUGCCUCAGAUUCUCGUCAGCGGCUUUUAUCGGACCUGUAAACAAAUGGAUCACGUGACUUUACGUGAAAUCUACAAACAAACACACGCGUCUUUGAUCUUUUUGUCUCCGUCAUCGUUGUCAUUUUGGACCAAAGGUGUUUUUUCACCGUCUCCGAUUGAUCGCUUGCACAGAUCAAUGAAGCUCCGACUCCUCCUCUUCAUCACUAAAGAGACAUUUCACACUUUUAUACACUUUUUUAAAAACAUGUUAAUUUAUAUUAUUGUACAUAUGUUUGUUUCACAUGAUGGAUCUGGUGCUCGUUACUUCUACACUGUGAGUGAGUCAGUCAGUCAGUGAGUGAUUGAGUGACCACCAGCAGGUGUCGCUGUCAGGCAACAACUGAAGCUUCACACAGGUAAAAGGUCACGACUGCACAGAGUCCAGACCUGAAACGAUGAUGACAGAGUGAACACUGAUCAAUAAUUAUCAAUAAUCUAACUGGGAUCAAUGAACGUGUGGAUGGAUGGAUGUGAAUCUGUUUAUUCAUUGUUGAAGUUGAAAUCAAUCAAAGUCAUGUUUAAUAAUAAUGAUUGAUUGACUGUAUCAGUAUUUAUUGUU